AGAAGGCUCAAUGUUUCUCCACAGGGUAACACGAUUAUUUGCUCUUAGUUGUGACUGUUACUGUAUCCAACCAAGACAACUGCCUUUUUUUUACUUACCAGUGGACUACUUGAAUUUUAACUAAAGACUGCAAGAAUACAGGCUGCCUGACUGGGUACUGAAGCCAUGAUUAAAAGAUUUGACGUACAGGGCUUUUGGUUCAAGGCGAAGUGUCACAAGGAAAUGGAGACUAACUUUUCAACAACUUGUAACUUGUCGAAAUUCUCUGGCUUGUUAUUUGGAAAUGCCAAUCCUUAUUGGAAAUGCACCUCUUGAUUUUUAUUAACUCACUUUCACUUUUCAGACUGAAGACAGAUUGAGCACAUGAACAAACCUUCUCCAAUGACAUUGUCUUGUGGAGUUCUAGAUCUCCUUUAACUGGAUGGUAUCCUGAGAAGUUUUAUCUGAAAAUGUUGGAGGAUUAGCAUGAGUGAUGAUGCUAUGCCUCCCCUGUGAUCUCCAGUGAACCGUUUGUCUUGGAAAACCUGACUGAGACGAAAACAGUUGUCGGUCUAUAACCUUGCAGCAAUCAAUAUUCUAUCGGGUAGGUGAAGACAACUUUUUCAUCAGGCCAAUGGACAUGAACUCUAGGUUGUCAGCCCUAGAAUUAAAGGUGUGUUGGGGCCGAGUAGGUUUUAAAUGGUGUUAAUAACCGAGGAAAUUAGUGAAGGUUCAAAGAUUCGGGAGAAUGGAGUUUCCAGAGGCAUCGGACUUGGGGAGAUUCCGUUCAGGACUGCUAAAGUGGCUAUGGAUAUACCGUCAAUGUCCAUCACCACUAUUGACAAAAACGAGGAAGAGAGUGAUGUGUCAGAGGAGGACUAUAACGAGGAGCCUGUAGCGGAUUAUACGCGAAACUAUUGGGAGGAUGACGAUGAUGUCUACCAGGAGUUUGAGGAGUUGGACUUUGAUUCCCUUCCGGAUCACUCAGACACACACAGCGUUGCCUCAGACGAUUCUUUCUAUCCUCCAGACAAUCCAUUUGUGACUGACUUUUGCCGCCCCCCGAGCCCUGACAGUCCCGAGCCCAUUUCAUUCUUUAAGGCAUGUUGCAACAGCAACUCCAUCAUUGUCAAGAUUAUGAUCAGACAAGGAGUGACCGAAGAGGAAGUUAAAGAGACGGAUCAGAACAAAAGAUCUGGUCUGAUUGUUGCGUGCUACCAUGGCUACUUGGAUAUUGUCAUCGCCCUCUCGCAGUGUCCAUAUCUGGACGUUAACUGGCAGGACAACGAGGGCAACACUGCUCUCAUUACUGCAGCACAAGCAGGUUACUGGUACAUCACAAAAUACCUACUCAAUUACUUUCCAGGGAUGGACAUUGAGAGGAGGAACUGUCACGGUUUCACAGCGCUGAUGAAGGCUGCCAUGCAGGGCCGGGCCGAGUGUGUCAGGGCUCUCAUGCUGUCUGGAGGCGAUAUUCAGGCUCGGGACAAUGGCCGCCACUUGACACCCAGGGAGUGGGCUCUCUUCACCGGUCGAUAUGAGACGGCCUAUCUGAUGCAGCGACUGAUGGCAAGGCCCUGUGCUGAGCAGUUCUGUGACUCCUUCUCCCUGGAGUGGCCCAUGUUGGAGGAGCUGGUGGCCAAGGCCGAGGAGCCGAAGUCCUGCAUGAGGCGUUUAGUGGACUUCUUUUCGUGCUGCCCUUAUAGGUUUUACAUAACUAAUAAGGUAGACCCUGUCGAUGAUGGAGUUCUUGAGCACAUGGUCCAGGUCACCACCUGUAUUUGCUCUCCGAUCAUGGCCACAGCUUGCCGCACGGUGUGUCCAGGCAGCCCCCCGUGUCUCGGGAAGCGCCGUCAGGCCGUGCAGGAGAUCCUGCGGAGGCAACGGGUUUCUGAGCUGAAGCGCAUGGGCCCGGAACGACUGAACAACUACAAGAGAUUUUUCCAGAACUCGCGGGUCCUUCUUAUUCCCAAAGUGAUGGAUCGGAGGGCCAGCCUGCAGCCUCUGCUAACUGAAGUGGCCACGGUGGCCAUGAGACGAGCGAGUCUCCUACCUCUGCAUCUGCUGAGGAGGAACAGUGUGCGGCCAGGCAUGGUUGUGCCAAAAGUGAGGCUCUGCAAAGCCCCGUCUGCAAGCUACUUACCAGAAAAACUCAAACGGAGAAGUAACAUCAACCAGCUCCAGAUCCCCAAGUGGAACUACAAGAUGAAGAAAAUAGAGAGGAGGCAGGAGGAGGAGAGGCAAACACUGUUACCUCAGAUAAGGAGGAGAUGAGGGGAUAUGGGAGUUCUGGCGUCUUGUUCGAAAGCCCUGACAAAACUUUACGCAGUUAUAGAAGACUUGAAUGAAGAAAUGACUCCAUUGAUGUGAAUAUAACUGCAAAUGUUCUAUAAUGUUUGCCAUUAUGGGAUUUGUUGCCUUGUUUCUUAUUUAGUUCCAACUAUGUAUUACAUUUUGGUGCUAUGUGGGAGAUACAGGAUUUCAGGGGGAGAAUAAUCCACAUGCAGUAUAGUAUUUGUUAUUUUUGACAGCGUGUUAGGGCCAUUAUAGGCACUAUACAGAGCUGGGGAAGGGGGGUCAAGUGAAAAUGUGGUUGCUUGACAAGAAUCCCAACAAAUUAAGAUUUCUUUUUUUUUAUGUCUGAGUUUUUCUUCCCUCAUCACUGGCUCUGUAGUUUUUUGUAGCUACAAUGUCCCUAAUACGUCGUUAUUGUAGAUGCUGCUAGGGUUCUAACUAGCUAAUACAUCUGGUAAAUUGAGCAAGACGUGACAAAAUUACAAAAGGUUAAGUUUGCUUUAAAGGAAGAGAAGUAAGGAUACAACAAGAAAGAGUAAUGGCAGAUAUUACUAAUGGCAUGUCACUGCAUGGCAGGGCUCUCAUGGACCUCACUCACUUUUGGUAAAAGGUGCUUUCUCUAUUUGGUUUUCCGCUGCCGAUACUACUCCCUCAGUGUAGGCUGGUUGAUUAGCUGUUUUCCUCGGCAACACGCCUUUAGGAAGGAAAGGAAAACCUUCCGAAGAUGUGCAUCUUUCCUGAACCUCCAAUAUUAAAAAGUUAAAUGGGAGUGCUGUCCUAGUAUUCCUUCCUAGGAUUUAGCACCCAGUCUUCAUGGUCUAAUCUAUAGUUGAUCAUGUUGUAUCUUUAUUACUAAAGCCAACUUUUGCUAAUGGAAAAUCAAAAUUAAGCGAGUCCAGUUUAGUAAAUCUGAGCUGUAUCAUGCAGUGAAAAACACGGCUUAAGAGAAGCAAAGGGGUUUUAAGUAGAGAAAGACAAGAAACAGCAACAGGACAAGAUGUCAUGAUAGCUAAAUUAAGGAUAAACAACUCUAGGAUAUAAGUUGUUGAACAAAGUGAACUUUGACGACAAAACAUUUCCCGGAGAGAAGGGGGGAAAUGGGGCUAGAAAAGGCAGGAAGGUGACAACCAGUAGUGGGAUUUUACAGGAUGGAGAGAAGAGCUCCGACACGGCAGAAUGAAGAUUAUUGGCUGGGUGUCACAGCAGAUUGCCACAGGAAGGGAUCACUGAGCCUACGGGAGGAAGCCAAGAAGCCAUUUUGCACUGAUACAUAUACAACAGGUGAGCGGCAUUUGACAGCUGAGCUAAGGAGCCAGCUCACACAGGCUUUGUUACGGCUUUGUGGAGAAGUACGGAGGCACAGCCAAAAAUAAAAAGCUUAGUGCUAGACUAUGACUUAUUGACUUCCAAAAUAAUCACAAGAAAGUCGACUGCUACACUGGUACCGUAGGUAUCUCCUGCUCUGUGAGAAGUGGAGGUCCACUAUUAGUUAUUCAUUAUUGAAUCCAUGUGUAUUUGAAGUCUACAUUCCAAUGUUUUUUACAAAAGUAUAAUAAUGCAAAACAAUGUCAGUAAGUGAAAUAUAUUACAUUUUUGUAUGUUAAUAUCUGUACUUUUUGUUUGGGACUAUUUGCAGAAUAAUCAACUAGGUGUCUAUAGUGACAUUUCGGGGAAAGGUGUCAAUGCAAGAAUUUGUGGCCAAUUUGCCAUUACUGCUGCAUUCAACAAAGAUGACCAAAAUUAAGAAUUCAAAUAUGGCAUACUAGGGAACGUGAGAAAAUAUAUCUCAGAGCCAUAAACCAAUGCAGUAAGUCAGAAAAUUGAGGUGACAUCAGGUAUUAAGGCUGGAGCUAGACAAUGAGGGGGAGAUAGAUUUUGUUUAGGAACAGAAUGUAUAUCCAUUCCUCUGGUGCUCGCAGUUGCAUCCAUAGCAUUUUUCCUAAUUCAUUGUCCAUGGAGACAUAAUAAUGGAUAAUAUGGCAACUUUCGGUUUCGAAUUGAAACUGUUGAAUGGUCGCUGAUUUUCAU
Eleginops maclovinus (Patagonian blennie) is the source of this 4302-nucleotide messenger RNA. RefSeq names its product ankyrin repeat domain 33Bb (gene ankrd33bb). Bases 679 to 2253 code for a protein of 524 amino acids. Gene Ontology annotation, molecular function: protein binding. Lineage: Eukaryota; Metazoa; Chordata; Actinopteri; Perciformes; Eleginopidae. The record is from RefSeq and is a predicted model, not a curated record. The transcript is spliced from 5 exons.